Molecule: messenger RNA, 1922 nt
Organism: Nasonia vitripennis (jewel wasp)
Lineage: Eukaryota; Metazoa; Arthropoda; Insecta; Hymenoptera; Pteromalidae
Gene: PIG-V
Product: GPI mannosyltransferase 2
Exons: 3
Coding region: 396-1892 (498 amino acids)
Biological process (GO): GPI anchor biosynthetic process
Cellular component (GO): mannosyltransferase complex; endoplasmic reticulum membrane
Molecular function (GO): alpha-1,6-mannosyltransferase activity; GPI mannosyltransferase activity
Source: RefSeq, a predicted model, not a curated record
UAUAUACUGCAGCUGCACUCUGCAGUUGCGUAUGUACGGCUAUUGCGUGUUUCGCAAUGGGGCAGCGAUUUGUUAUUAUCUCGGUCACCGGCUUUUUGAAUACUGCAUAAUGCGAGACGAUGGUUCUAAUGGAACCUAGUCGAUUUUAUUGAUUGUUUGAUGAACAUAAGUAUAGCUAUUUUCUAGUCUUGCGCUGUAUGACAGACAACAGUAAUUGUAAGGAUUAUAGUAGUUUUUGUGGUUAGUAUAUAGAUGACGACAACGAAACGUUUUUACAUCAUUGAUCAAACAACAGAUAAUAGAUCUUACCUCAAUCAAAUGAAAGUACAAUGUAUCAUAGUAGAGAAGAGAGACUUGACAGAAAUUAAAGUUUUUAGAUAAUUUUUACUAAAAAAAUGUAUCAAGCAAGGGACAAAGUUUUCUGGUUUGCAAUACUUUCUCGCAUUACUGUGCUAGUAUUGCAGAUGGUAUUCAAUGCCAUAUGUCCAGACCAUAAUGCUGAUGCGUUUCGAAUGCCUAUAGACCCAACUGAGAAGCACUCAUAUCUUGAUGAUAUUGUAACAUUCAUAUUUGGAGGACUGACAAGAUGGGAUGCACAAUACUAUAUACAUAUUGCAAGAUAUGGAUACACGUACGAAAAUACGCUUGCCUUUUUUCCGUUAUUUCCAAUGUUAAUGAGAUUCGUUGCCAUGGUAUUCCAAGUAGAACCACCAAUACUUAAUUACACCAGUACUAUUGUGAUAUCUGGCUUUGUAAUUAACUUUGUUUGCUUUGUAAAAGCAGCAUUGAUUCUCUACGAUCUCAGUGAACUAGUCUUUAAGAAUACCAAAGUAGCUUAUAGAGCAGCCAUAUUAUUUUGUAUAAAUCCAGCUAGUAUAUUUUUCACUGCUCUUUAUUCAGAGUCAAUGUUUGCAUACUUGACAUUUUACAGUAUACUGGAAAGUCUCAACAAUAAUCCAUGUGUUUUCUUUCCAUUGGGCCUUUCUAGUCUAGUAAGAUCCAAUGGACUAAUCAAUAUUGGUUUUCCAGUUUACGUUUGGAUAAAAAGUAUGUUAGUAACUAGCAUACCAAACUUUAUGUUAGAGUUUAUACACUAUCAUGGUAAUAAGAGUUCUUUAUUUUUCGACUUAAGGCACAUAUUCAUUUCUAUAGCUCAUGUAUUUUUCAUGUUUACUUUUUCUGUGCUGCCCUUUUUAUACCUUCAAAUGUACAAUUAUGUCAGAUUUUGUAAAUUAGAAACUAAUGACACGAUGCUUCCAUACCAUGUGCAGCAAUAUGCGGUAGACAAUAAUUUACUAAUAUUGGGAAAGACAGAAUUUCCAUGGUGCAAUUCAAAAAUACCCAUAGCGUAUUCCUAUAUACAAGACAAGUAUUGGAAUGUUGGCUUUUUAAGGUACUAUCAAUUGAAACAAAUUCCGAAUUUCGUACUAGCUUUUCCAGUUUUAUACUUAAUGUUAAAAUGUAGCAUAGAAUUUUUUAAAGAGCACAAAUCAAAGUUUGGUACUUCAGAAUUUUUUACUGGCAUAGCUAAGAAGCAAAAGUCUGAUAACGAAAAGUAUCCAUUAGAAAUGUUUGUUUUUGUUGUGCACGGAUUAUUUUUGACGAUUUUUUGUAUUUUCUUUGUGCAUAUUCAAGUAAGUACGCGCCUAUUGUGCUCAGCUAGUCCCUUACUGUAUUGGUUCUGUGCCUUGGUAACUAUGCCAAAAAGUAAACUGUCAAAAGCAAUUAAAGAAAUAGAGUACGAUUCUCAGGAGAACAUAUUUUCUAAAUGGAAGGUAUUCUUCCUUACUCAGCAGGAGUAUUCUCCUGUAGAAAAAAUUUUAUUUGGAUACUUUAGUGCAUAUGUGAUUGCUGGUUGCUUUAUGUAUUCAAAUUUUUUACCAUGGACUUGAGUACGAAAAUAAAUAAUUUUUGUUGUAUAA